GUAGGACAGCUGGGCUUUAUUUUGCCUCCCAGCCUGGAAACAACUGUAGUGCAGUUGGACUUGACGUCUAGCAACACAACAUCACAGACUUUUAACAAGCAGACACGGCGGCUUAGCACGUUAGCGACUGCAUUUACAGAUUUCCUGGAAAUUGGACUGAAAUUUUCACGACUUUUGGAUGGAAACUUAUCGUCUGAAAAGAUGUCAUCACAAAGUGCUAUGCUGGCAGUGAAGUUGCCGGGGUGCCAGCGUGAGAGUGCCUGAGUAGCUCGUGCUGAGCUCGGGUCGCAGCAACAGGACAAAAGACAUAAGAGGAAAAAGAGGGGAAGAAAAGAUAUUGGGAGAAUAAGCCAGCAAAAGGGCAAGGAUAAUCGGAGGAGACAGCAUGUUGGUGAGGGCUGAGUUUAAGAGAUAAACCUGACUCUGGAGAAGAGACAGAUAGAUUCAGAUUCUUUAGCUCACAAGCAGCAUAGAGGCUCAGUCAGAGCCAGAUAGACUGAAAAGUUGAGACACAGCCAAGAAUUCAUGUUCCUGGCCAUGGCUGUAGGCCUGCUGCUAGGAGGAUAGAGUUCAGUUCAACCACACCCACACUCCAACCUCCAUCCUCUUCUAACUUGACCCAAAAGAAGCUCAAACCCUAAACAAUCCAUCCAUCCAUCUCUUUCGUUUGAACUCCUCCUCCACUUAGCUGUCACUAUAUUUCCUACAUCCACUGUCAGAAGACAGCUAAAUCCUGAUAGCAGCUAGUUAGCCAGGCAGCAGCGUAGUCAGAGAACAAGGGUGACCAUCCGAGCUGUCGCUGAGCAGAGGAAAGACAAUUGCCUGCCGUGAAGUUUGACAGGCAGCGGCCUUUUAUUCAAGCACAUGGGCUGUUGAUGAAGAAAGAUGGCAGUGAGACUGGCAGGCGCCGCCCCUUCCUCUCGGCCACCCUCCCUCCCCCCAGCGGCUGUGGCUCGGACUGGUUAAGGUUGGUCUAUUGGCAUCCAUCGCAGCAUCGGCAGCAGCUAGCAGAGCGUGGGAAGGAGCAGUAUGCAGGAAACUGAUUUACCAGCCACCAAUGCCUUCAAAGAGUGCAAGUUCCACUGCACCAAUGGGAAUUGCUUGCGUCUGGGCUCGCUGAUCUGCAACCAGCUGAAUAACUGUGGGGACAACAGCGAUGAGGAGAACUGCCCCGUGGUCACCCAGCACCCUCCGCCGGGCAUCUUCAACUCUGAACUGGAGUUUGUUCAGAUUGUCAUCAUCAUUGUGGUGAUGACAGUGAUGGUGGUGGUGAUCAUCUGCCUGCUCAACCACUACAAGCUCUCCACCUGGUCCUUCAUAACAAGGCAGAGCCAGGCCCGCAGGCACGAUCAUGCCCUGCAGCAGGAUGGGUGUCUGUGGCCUUCAGACAGUGGCUCUCGACAAGGUGCCUCAGAGGUAUUAUAUGCUCCGCAGGCCAGGGAUCGCUUCACUGCUCCCUCCUUCAUGCAGCGCGACCGCUUCAGCCGCUUCCAGCCCACCUACCCCUACCUGCAGCACCAGAUCGACCUGCCGCCCACCAUCUCGCUGUCAGACGGAGAGGAGCCCCCGCCGUACCAGGGACCCUGCACCCUGCAACUCCGCGACCCUGAGCAGCAGAUGGAGCUCAACCGUGAGUCGGUGAGGGCGCCGCCCAACCGGACCAUCUACGACAGUGACUUGAUCGACAUGGGUGGAGGCGGCAGCCUGGGAGGAGUGGGGGGAGGAGGGGGAGGCAUCGGUGGGGGUGGGCCAAGGCCACCUAGCAGUAACUCGGGCAUCAGUGCGGCCAACUCCAGCAGCCACGGGCGCAUGGAGGGUCCCCCACCGGCAUACAGUGAGGUGAUGGGCCACUACCCCGGCUCAACGUUCUUUCUACACCAGCACAGCAAUAACCAGAGGGUGGGGAGGCCGGGGGGGCCGGGGAGCAGGACGAUCCAGCAGCAGAGCCAAUCAGAAAGCACAAUAGUACCUGCCAAGGCCAAGGACGGCCAACCAGAGGACCUGGUGUGAAGAAGAGGGGAGGGACAGGUGAGGCCACCCACCCAGACUGAAAACUGUCUCUCUUGUUCAUCCUGAUCAGCUGUAAGCAGUGGUCUCUCUAUCGCUCUCUCUGUCUCUCAUGUCCUCUCCACACUCCCAUGCACAAAUAAAUAUCAACCUUAGCGACAGCAAAACAAGAAGACAGAAACCAAGAGUUGAUUUCAUUUCAGUUUCUUUCUGACGUUAAUAAUUCAAACUGCUGGGGCAGGAUGUAUGCACUGCGUGGAGACUUUUUGUUCCUUCAUUUUGAGAAAGAAACACACUGCUAGCACAGAUUGAAACAAUGCUCUCGUUUUUGCCCCUUCGGGUGACAGCUCAGUCCUCGGGAAAAGAGGAGGAUGUUUUUCCAUUUUUGUUUAAUUUUUCGGACCGGGAUCUGUGCACAAAGCAAGAACUGAGAAUCAAGGACUUACAGAGACCACAACAAAACAAGAGACUCACAAACCCAAAUCUUAGUGCCAAGGUUCACGAGGAAGCAAAACAAAGGGGGAAAAAAGACUCGUUCUAACAUUCAAAACAAAAAAGAAAAGUUAUCUAAAAGUUGCACUAUCUUUUUGUUGUAAAAGAGAAGAGGGAAAUGAUGUUAUGUGAUGAUGAUAAUGAUGAUGUUUGUUUUUUUUUUUUAAAUUUCCAGUUUUUGUUUUUUGUUGGGUUUUUUUUUUUUUUUUUUUGUCCUUUUCAUGAAUGGACUAAUUGACUGACUGAACUUUGGCUCCAAAGUUGUUUAAACAGUUGGGAGCAAAAAAAACUAAAGUAUUAUAAGCUUAUGUCCUUUUUUGAAAACUGCAAGAAAUACUCGUACCCAGCCUACAACAUCUCUGUCUGCUUACACCACAGGCACAGUGAGACUUAGUAAGAGAAUAACCUUGUACUGCUUCACGUCUGUGUUCACUUUAGCCUUGUGGGGGGAAGAAAUCUGCCUUGUGACCAGCCGCUUGGUGGACAAAACAUUCGUACUUCCUCUUGUAGUUUAUUACAGAGACUUAGAGGUGGAUUUCCCCAAAGCAGAGGAGUUCAUAAACUCUGCUUAGCAAGAUCUAGCAUGAUUGAAAAUAGGUUUUGAGGGAAAUCUGGCCUAGAUGCUUGAUAUCAAGUAAACAAUUGAAAACAGAAUUCCACAGCCAAAAACCAACAAAACAACAUAUUGAAGUGUCCACACAAGCAGCCUGGUCAAAGCAGAUUCUUCUCUUUUCAAAUCUGUCUCGACAUCUAAGCACCUGACACUUCCUCUUUCCUGUUUCCUUCAUCCAGCCCCCCCACCCCACCCCACCCCCCUGUCACUGCUCAUCUCCACAUGCACAGUGCAUUCUGCCAACGGCCACACUGAACUCGAUCACCUGCCGCCAUGACGAUGAAUACACAAAGCAAAACAACAACAAGAAAAAAAACCUACAAAAAAAUGGAGGCUCGGCUCUCGGUCUUCACGUCUCUAAAGCCACAAAAAAAAAAAAGAUGACACAAAGUGACGAUUUCUGUCUGCAUCCGCCAGCACAGCAAUCAGGUUUUAAACGAAACUGUAUGUGGUGGAAGUCAAAGGGCUAUGGGAGGGUCCUUUUUGUAAAAGAAACAAAAAACCUUUUUGAAAAUCUAGCCUUUUUCUCUGCUCAUCGUUGCCUUCUCCUCUGCUCGUGCGCUUUCUCUGUCUCCUCUUGCUUGUUUGCGUUCAGCACCUGUGCCCCCUUCCUCCUCCUCCUAGCACUGCUUUCUACCAGUGUCUUUGAUAAGCACUGGGUUCAUCAUCCCUCCUUCCAUCUGUGUGCAGAAAAAGUGCGAUCAAAUGAUGCAGAGUCCGCCAAGCCCUUUAAAGUGGAGACUGGAGUGGAGCCCUUGUUUGGCAGCGUGCUAGUGCAGUCCUCUCCUCGCUGUAUAAGUGUGUACAUGUGUGUUUGUUGGUCAGACCUCUUAACAACACAGAAAAGCACUUAAUGCUCCUGCAGGAGUAUUGUCUGUGCGUGUGUGUGUGUGUGUGUGUAUGUAGCCGAGUGAUUUAUUAGCUGACUGCUUUUAGUUUAGAGAUUCAAGGACAUUUUUGCCUAUUAACACAACACCAAUUGAGCUUUCAUUGAAAUUCAGCAGUGUCUCUUCAAAAAGUCUUCAGAAAUGCGCCGUGGUCAUUACCACGGUGCAGUGGUGAUGUCACUGUAACAGCUCAACGAAAGUGCAUGUCACAGUCCAGUCCACCCCGCAGGUUCCACUAAAACUGCAAACACCACCUGAUAGAGUAUUUUCACCGUCUCAGUUUCAGACUGCUUAUUGAUUCCAAACAGGCUGAGUACGAGCCUCAGCACGUUAGCAUGUACACUGAAAACGCUUGGAUUUGGAUUAUAGAUGGACCUUUUUGACCCUCAAUGUGACAUGCUGUUGAUAUUUUAGAUUUUUCUAUAAACAAAUCCCAUGAAAUCUCUCAAUCCUGACAUUCCUAACAGUCAACCCCAAGCCUACUCAUUCCUGUCGAGGACACACUAUAAAUAAGGGAAAGAUGGAUUGUGGCUCAAGGUGAAAUUAUUUGCUGCUUUUUCUGGAACUGGCUGGACACCAAAGUCCAUCUUUGUCUUAUGUAUGACUUGUAAUCACAUGGCCAAAGCUUCAUGCUUUAGUCACAUGAUGACAAACUCCAUUUGAUAUUCAACAGCAAGCUUAAGCAAAGAGUGUUAAGUUGGCCUUUUUUUAAAUCAAACUGUGUUUCCAAUGUCCAGCUCACAGAAAAGAGAUAUAGUAAACUCCUGGGAACUGUAGUUUUUAGCAAACAUGAAAGACAGUAAAUGGUUUGGAGAUUAUUUCCAGCUGUGGAUUCUAGUGUUUGAGUUGGUAUUUACAGCAAAAGGAAGGUGCAUUAGGGACUGAGUCCAGAUAAUAAUGUGUGUGUUCAUGGUAAGGAAGAAACACGUCGCCUGGUGCAACAGUGAGGCUCACUGAUGGGAUUUUGGACAACAAUAGAGCUCUAUGGCUCAGAGGAAUGAAAUCUAUCAGGCUUUCAUACACACAGACACACACUCAAUGCUUGGUGGUCGGAGCUGUUUAUUGUUGGUUUGGAUCUUUUCAUGAGAUUUGUUCACAAGAAGAAAAAUAUCAAAUAUCAGAUUCAGGAUCUUCUAUCACUUUCUGUCAGAGCAAAACUAAGUCACUUUACAGUGACUUCUUACCACCUCCAAACAUACGUAUGUAUUAAACACCUUUAAUGCUGAAAUAACAUUGAAUUAAAUUCGUCACUGUUUACAAGACUCAGUAAUCGUCUGCUGCUCCUAGACGCAGCCCGAAUUUGAAGUUGCCUGAUGAAGUGACAUUAAUGUUUAGUGUUUGAAGGUCUCACACAGUGCUAACGCAGCAGACCAGGAACCAGGAGACGUUUCUGUAUGGACGUAUGUUCCCCCUCCUUGUGCGCUCACAGCUCUGAUUUUACGCUCUGCAGGCAUCAUGAUGAUGGAAGGUUUGGUCAGCAAAAAGCCCACUGAUCCCGUUAGCGUCAGUGUGUUUGAAUGUAUGCACGUGUCCCAGUGUGUGUCCAUCUGGCUCUACUGUUAUGUGUGUGUUGCUACAUCGCUGCUGCUAUUGCUGUUGCUGCUGCUACUAUUGUUGCUACUGCUGCUUCUCAUCCCCCCCACCUCCCUCAGUCCAUCCUGUGCCCCUCAGCUCAUCCAAAACUGGGAGAGAAAUCUGACCCUCUGCAGUCAAACCCACAAGUAUUGAGAAAAGCAAGACCCGUAUUUAAACAUUUUGAUUUCAGAAAAGUUGAGGUGCAUCAGCCGCCGCUAAGAUUGUCCCAACACUUUUGGCCUUUGACUGUACAGACCUGCUUCAAAGCUGCAUUUCUUCUCCAGUUUUUUUUCUUCUUUCUUUCUGUUGUUUUUCUCAGCUUGUUCUGUCUGCGCAGUCAUAGCUUGUAAAUGGAGGAUAUAAAGAUGAAUUUUAUGUUUUCUACAAGGAGGUUUGCAUGAUACUAUUAUGUGAGUAAAUAAGGUGCCUAAUGUUCAUGUUUGAGCAGACCACACCUCAGUCAGACUGCUGCUCGGAAUCUGUGCAGGCGCUCUAUCUCGGCGGGGUCACCACCUGUCUGGCAAAAUAAAACAGACGUACGCCAGGACUGCCAAAAACGAUUGUUUCUGUCUUUUUGUAAAGUCGCGGACAGAUAGGAGUCUGGUCCAAUGUUUGGCAUUUAGGGGCAUUCUCAAGCUUUUGUUUGACUGAAUCUGAUCCUGAACCUUAAAUUCAUUUCAAGUCUGCUUGAAACUCUACUGAUCUCGUGAUCACAGAAUCAACAGCGUGCCUGUUUCCAAACUUGCAGCUCCACCUUGAACAUUUUCAGCUGUGGGUUCUGGUUACGAGCGCAGCGGUUAUGAGCGUGCUCACCGGCCAUUGUGCCAGACAGGAGCGGUUGCUCCCAGAGAAGCAACUGAAGCCAUUCCAAGCAGUAAUGUGACCCGUGUGUGGAGCAGACAUAGGAACCCACUUGCACUCAAAAAGCUCCCACCUUCGUUGUGCCUCACUUCCAACGGUGCUUUUUUCAGUAGUCUGUCUUUCUUUAUGUUUGUUUGUAAGGUGCUGUAUAUAACUUGAAUAUAUUAUGCACAUAUCCUACCCAAUGGGUAGAAACCACAAAAGAUGUUGUGAAUAAUGUAAUAUAAUGUAUAGACAAUAUAAGAAUUUUAAGAAGGCAGCAUCAAAUUUGUAAAUGCCUACAGUUAAAAACGUGCUUUGUCUUUUUUUUAUGGAAACAUGGUUUGCAAAGUAUGCUUAGAAUAUGGUUGCAACACAAAUACAAAUUACUACUUAGAAUAUUUUGCUAUAAAUAAUAGUCUGUUAUGAUAAGGAUGAGAUAACCUCUGGAUUAAGGACGCUGUUGAGAAAAGAUAUUCACUUGUUUAUUGGAUUCUUCUGUCACAGUGCCAGCCAUCAUUCAGGUACUGGCUGGUUGUUUUCUUUUGACCACAAUCGACUAACAAAUGUAUAGUUCUAUUGCAAAGAUCUUUUACGAAAACAUAUAUCACAUACACAUCAGUCGGUGUUUAAGCCACGACUUCAGCCGGCCCAACGGUUGAAUUUCAACUCGCUUUGUAAAUGGUCGAACAAAAAACAAGCAAGCUGUCUAGUUUGGGAGACGACCACUGCACACAAGAGCCGUCAGCGCUUCUUCAUGAAAUGGGAGAAUGUGCUUCUGUAAUCAUUUAAUUUUAGUCUCUUUUAGCCGUUGUUUUGUAUAUCUGCCAAAGUAUUAAAACCUGCUGAGCACACUCGGCACUGCUAUAGGUCUGGCUGGAUGUUAGACUGGUUAUUAAAGCAUUUCAGCUCAGAAGGGUGGUCGACUUUUUCAUCACAUGGUUGUUAAAGGAAAAGGAAAUAAAGAAAAAAAACUGAGGGUCAAGAUUGGAAAGUUGCACCAGCGAGUGGGGAAAAAAAUGCCGUUAAAACUGUCAUUUAACUUUUCUCUCUUUAUUUUUUUUAUGGUUAUUUUCUACAUUACAAUGUUAUAUGUGGCACAGUAUAUUGAAACGAAAUCAUGUUUAAUCUGCAGUCAUUUAUUUACAGUAUGUACUGAAGAUAACUCCACUGUACAAUACCCGCAGAGCAUGCUCAUUCUUAUCUAUAGACGAUGUACAUAGCAACGCGCCAUUUUCUCUUCAAAGCACCAAAUAAGUGGCAGUUGUGUAGUUUUAAUUUGGAAAAAAUCUCUAUUGUAACUUUGGCUGGAGCGCCGCUCGGCUCUCCUUCUUCUUAAUAGACCUUUUUUUUCUUUCUUUCUUUCUUUUCGUUUCCUGCACUAGCUUGAAGAACUGACUUGGACUCAGACUGAUCUUGGUCUGAUUCUCCCCCUGCAGCGCGCUCCCUCUUUCCACUUAUCAGAAGUCUGUACUCAACUGCUGACUACAAGUAGCUGUUUUUAUCGUUCCAGAUUUUAAUAAUAAUGAUGAUAAUAAUAACAAUGAUAAUGUCUCAACAGUUUGGUAUUCUCUCUGUCUUGGCAGUUACCAUAGGACUGCUUCCAUCAUGGGUUUUGUAACAUCGGUUUGCUUUAUUUACAAAAUGAAUCCUUCUCGUUCCCCCCGCCCCCCUCUGUGCUGAAAUCUACAUAUAUAUAUGGCUGUAUUCAGUAACCAUACAGUGUAUAUAUAUAUCUAUAUAUCCAAACACAGAGGUAAAAUUGUUGUGUAUUUUGCCUCUUUUUAUUUAAGCAAUUGUGAUGUAAUAGGUUUUAGGCCUAAGGUCUGUUAUUGCAAUACUUUUACAGAAAAGAAGAAAAAAAUCAAAAAAUGUUGCUCUAAGUGCUGUUGUAGUCAAAGAUUUUAUGCUUGUACUUAUGCUGUAGUCAAACUGCAGCGUAAUGAAUAAAACUUUAAAAGUGA
This is a messenger RNA of Amphiprion ocellaris (clown anemonefish), 8378 nucleotides long. It is a transcript of the gene ldlrad4b, whose product is annotated as low density lipoprotein receptor class A domain containing 4b. Gene Ontology annotation, cellular component: early endosome membrane; Golgi membrane. The transcript has 7 exons. The coding region runs from base 1030 to 2010 and encodes 326 amino acids. The record is from RefSeq and is a predicted model, not a curated record. Gene Ontology annotation, molecular function: R-SMAD binding. Lineage: Eukaryota; Metazoa; Chordata; Actinopteri; Pomacentridae. Gene Ontology annotation, biological process: negative regulation of transforming growth factor beta receptor signaling pathway.